UUUUUAGUGUGCAUAAAUAGUGAGCAUCGCCAAGUGUUAUCCGCUUAGUGAGCGGAAAACUGGAAUCAAGCAGAGGGGAGGAGGCCCUUGAACGCAUCUUCGUAGAGUCGUCAUCAUGAUGUCCUACUUGAAGCAGCCCCCCUACACAGUCAACGGGCUGAGUUUGUCUGCCCCCGGGGUGGACCUGCUGCACCCUUCUGUGGGAUAUCAAGGGACGCCGAGGAAGCAGAGGCGGGAGAGGACCACAUUCACCAGGGCCCAGUUGGACGUGCUGGAGAACCUGUUCACCAAGACCCGAUACCCGGACAUUUUCAUGAGGGAGGAGGUGGCUCUCAAGAUCAAUUUGCCUGAGUCCAGAGUACAGGUUUGGUUCAAAAAUCGAAGGGCCAAGCAUCGCCAACAGGCCCAGCAGACCCAAAACGGAGCACCGAGCAAACCGUCUAGCACUAGGCCGGUGAAAAAGAAAGCCUCUCCGGUCCGGGAGGCCAGCUCGGACAGCGGGGCUAGCGGUCAAUUCACGCCGCCCUCCAACGCCUCUCUUCCGGCCGUGAGCAGCGCAGCGGCGCCGGUGUCCAUCUGGAGCCCGGCUUCAAUCUCCCCUCUAUCCGAUCCCAUGUCCACUUCCUCGGCUUCCUCCUGCAUGCAGCGCUCCUACCCGGUGACGUACACCCAGGCCACGUCGGGCUACAACCAGGGCUACACGGGCUCGUCAUCAUACUUCCCCGGCAUGGACUGCAGCUCGUACCUCUCACCGAUGCACCACCACCAUCAACUUAGCUCCGCCAUGAGCCCCAUGGGCAACGGAGGCAGCGGCGCGGUGUCCAGCCACCUAAACCCGGCGUCCUCGCUCUCCUCGUCGGCGUAUGGCUACGGAGGUACCGCGGACUGCCUGGACUAUAAGGACCAGACGGCUUCGUCCGCAUGGAAGCUCAACUUCAACGCGGAUUGUUUGGAUUACAAAGAGCAGCAGGCGGCAUGGAAGUUCCAGGUUUUGUGAUGUGACUUCCAGGCCCCGGAGGACCCAGCCAGAGGCGGCCGGGGGACUCUAUUUCUACCUCGGGCGGACAAAGCAGGACUGCGGCCUCUUUUUUUCAUAUGAGAAUUCACAUCCAACUUUGAUCAAGAACAUGGAAGAUAAAACGCGAGCAGAGUCAAGAGUUAAACUCUUUUUGUGGGGUGGAAACUUUUAACUCCUUCCUUAAUGUGAUCAAAGAUGGUGUGAGACCUCUGACAUGGAUGCACUACUUAAUUUAUAAGAAACGUGUUAAAAAACAAAAGACAAUCAAACCCCUCCCUUUAUUUUUGUCUCCCACUUUUCUGUUUUCAAUGUUAUACUAGAUUUUCUUCUUUUUUCUUUGCUAUUUUUGCAAGCAGCUGUGAAUUUCUCCACUGUUGAAUGAUAAAUUAUUAUAGUAAAAGGGGAAUAUGCAGCUGUACAAAAAAAAAAAUCACACAGGACAAUAAAGAAUAAACAUGAGCCAACUUGCAUGUGUACAUACAUUUGCUGUU
Messenger RNA from Corythoichthys intestinalis (scribbled pipefish), 1509 nucleotides. RefSeq names its product homeobox protein OTX2-like. NCBI's taxonomy places the organism in Eukaryota, Metazoa, Chordata, Actinopteri, Syngnathiformes, Syngnathidae. Bases 116 to 997 code for a protein of 293 amino acids. The record is from RefSeq and is a predicted model, not a curated record. Gene Ontology annotation, biological process: regulation of transcription by RNA polymerase II; multicellular organism development. Gene Ontology annotation, cellular component: nucleus. Gene Ontology annotation, molecular function: RNA polymerase II cis-regulatory region sequence-specific DNA binding; DNA-binding transcription factor activity, RNA polymerase II-specific. The transcript has 4 exons.